CUCACCCAACUGGCUCACGAGCACUUAGAAACUUCCUGCUAUGCUUUUUAUCUUUUCUUUAACCUUUCCAAACCUUCCUCUCUAUAAAAACUCUUCACAUCCUCUCUUAUUUUUUGUGUACUGCCAUUUACUCAAUUUCUGAUCAAAUGGGUCAGGUCAUUAAUCUUGCAGUUGUGCUGUCACUUUCUCUUUGUUUCUGUUUGCUUCCUGAUACAGCAUCUGCUCAACUAAAACGGAAUUACUAUGCUAAUAUUUGCCCAAAUGUAGAAAAUAUUGUUAGAGGUGCAGUAGCGAAGAAGUUCAGCCAAACUUUUGUCACAGUUCCUGCAACUAUCCGUCUCUUCUUCCAUGAUUGCGUUGUUCAGGGUUGUGAUGCUUCGGUUAUCAUUACAUCCUCCGGUGGCAACACAGCCGAAAAGGAUCACCCUGAUAACCUGUCAUUAGCAGGAGAUGGAUUUGACACUGUCAUCAAAGCCAAAGAAGCAGUUGAUGCAGUUCCAAGCUGCAGAAACAAGGUCUCUUGUGCUGACAUCUUGGCCAUGGCAACCCGAGAUGCUAUUGCUCUGGCAGGUGGACCGUCUUAUGCUGUUGAAUUGGGGAGAUUGGAUGGCUUAAGCUCCACAGCUGCUAGUGUAAAUGGAAAGCUGCCUCAACCAUUUUUCAACUUGAAUCAGCUCAAUUCUCUGUUUGCAGCACAUGGACUCAACCAAGCGGAUAUGAUUGCUCUUUCAGCGGCACACACCGUCGGAUUCUCACAUUGCAGCAAGUUUGCCAACAGAAUAAACAAUUUCAGCCGUCAAAACCCAGUGGACCCAACACUCAACCGGGCCUAUGCUUCCCAACUUCAACAAAUGUGCCCCAGGAAUGUAGACCCCAGGAUAGCAAUCAACAUGGACCCAAACACACCCACGAAAUUUGACAAUGUCUACUACCAGAACCUGCAGCAAGGCAAGGGUAUGUUCACCUCAGACCAGGUUCUAUUCACGGACCAAAGGUCUAAGCCUACUGUGAACGCCUGGGCCACCAACUCGCAGGCUUUUCAGCAAGCCUUUGUUACUGCCAUUACGAAGCUGGGCCGGGUAGGUGUCAAGACUGGGAAGAACGGGAACAUACGUAGAAAUUGCGCUGCCUUUAACUGAGGAAGUUCCUCAAAGGUUCUUGACAGAGGUUCUGGAACAUGUUUUAUUUAGUUUCUUGUGAGAUUUCUUGGUGUUGUAAUAAGUUAGAGAAGGGUGUUUUUUUUUAGUUAUUACAUGGGCAAGGGAGAUUGGAUUGGAUCAUAAAAGUCAAACAAAUAAAAGUGACAGAGGGACAGCAAAUAUCGUUUGAGCCGUUAUUUUAUGUAAAAAUGAACGUUGAGUUCUGAUGUCACUGUCAACUUUUCUUGACUCUUUAGGGGUGGAAUUCCGACCAUUUCUGCGACUGAAGCCGAGCCAGAAGAGGAAAAAGGCAAAUAAAUAGCCAACUUAUUGUAUUGUUUUAUAAGGCUGGCAGCCCCCUUUGAUCUCCAAAUGGAUCUCUUUUGAGUGGUUUGGAUCUC
Messenger RNA from Theobroma cacao (cacao), 1540 nucleotides. Its product is annotated as peroxidase 51-like. The record is from RefSeq and is a predicted model, not a curated record. Gene Ontology annotation, molecular function: heme binding; peroxidase activity. NCBI's taxonomy places the organism in Eukaryota, Viridiplantae, Streptophyta, Magnoliopsida, Malvales, Malvaceae. Gene Ontology annotation, biological process: hydrogen peroxide catabolic process; response to oxidative stress.